Messenger RNA from Limulus polyphemus (Atlantic horseshoe crab), 2610 nucleotides. RefSeq names its product mediator of RNA polymerase II transcription subunit 25-like. The transcript is spliced from 16 exons. NCBI's taxonomy places the organism in Eukaryota, Metazoa, Arthropoda, Merostomata, Xiphosura, Limulidae. Gene Ontology annotation, cellular component: transcription regulator complex; mediator complex. The record is from RefSeq and is a predicted model, not a curated record. The coding region runs from base 109 to 2595 and encodes 828 amino acids. Gene Ontology annotation, biological process: positive regulation of transcription by RNA polymerase II.
UUUUCAAAUAUAUUUUUUAGGGUUACCACACAGAAAUAUUGUAUACUGAUCUGCAACUCUCCUCCAUACCAUCUCCCAGCUUUGGAAAACCCUCCCUAUUCUGGUCUGAUGGUAGACCAACUUGCAUCAGUAAUGUCAGAGCGGCAAAUUAAUUUAAGCAUUCUGUCACCAAGAAAAAUCCCUGCACUGUUUAAGAUAUAUGAAAAGGCAGGUGGGGAUCUGCAACUUGCUGUGAACAAGAAUUAUGCUAAAGAUCGACGACACCUGGUUUUGCUCAAAGGUUACCAGUUACAAGAACAUCCUCUCAGUCCAACUUCAUUGGAAUCUAAACAGAAUGCAGAGAGUCCAGCAUCUGUGCCAGCUCCAAGAAGUCCCCAAACUGCAGGACAGAAACGACCUGCAACAAGCUCUCCACCAAACCCUCGUGAAAGCACUGGAUUCAAACAACCUGCUUUAGCUGGUAGUGUGACCAGCAGUAUGUCAGCAACCCCUGCUUCAACCACAGGGAAUGUAUUCCCAACUCCAGCUGGUUCUUUUGUGGACCAACAAAAUAAUCAGAUCCCUCAGCGACCAGGAGUUCCCCCUUCCUCAACCUCUAGUCUGGGAUCUAUGAAUCAGCCAAAUCCUCCAAAUGUAACCAUCACCACAAAGGCACCACAGUUAAGUCAGAUAGGUGGCAACUUACAACCAGAAGCGGGUUCACGACCAACAAGGGGGCAGUCUCCUGUGUCUGUUGUUGGAACAAGAAUGCAAUGGUCUCACUCCAUCGUUUCAUCGUCUGCUUCAGCCUCUCCAGCUACAACUUCAGUAUUAGCCAGUCAAUUGGCUAUGGCACCUGGUUCAUCAGCCAUCAGACAUGUUGCACCAUCUUCACAGAAUACUAAUUUAGCUAAUCUUGUUUCUCAUACUCAAGACAGUGUUGCUGCUGGUCUGACAGUGUCUCAAACAGAUAGAAAAGGGGUUAUGACUCAACCAGCAGGAGCUGGACUUCGUGGCCAAAUGCAAACUGUUGGAAUGAGGAUGGUAACACCUCAACAGCAGCAAGGAGCUAAUAGUGGUCAAAAUACAGUGAACAUCCAGCUAGGUCAGGUAUCAUCUGUUGGUCAGCAGCAGCACACAGCAAGUGUCACCCCAAUUCAGCAAAAUACUGGAAUUCCAGUCCCUAUGCCAAAUCAAAUGGCCAGCUCCAGCAGCACAGCCCCUAUUCUGAUUUCCCAAGUUCCCAUUAUGGCCACAGCACCUUCAGGAAAUAUCCCUAAUUUAGGAAUUGGUGGAGCCACUACUACUCAACAACAGCAACCUCAAGGAGGAGCUCCAUCACAGACUGCUUCUGCUACAAUGAAGGAGAAGAAAAUUAUUUGGCAGGGGAUUUUUGAGUAUUCAGAAAAACAGGUGCCAAACAACCUUGGAACUAACACAGCAGCUCGCAUCAUGCACCCAUUACAUUGUUCCAUAGCUAGCUUUGUGGUAAAUGGGGAAACAGAAUUCUCUGGAGAAAAAUGGCCAGGAAAGCUUCUCCUACAUCUUAUUCCUAAGAAUUAUAUUCUUAGUUUGUUUCAAAUUUUAAGGAAUGCAUCUCGUGUUUUGACACUUCAUUUUCCUCAGGAUUCAGAAGUAUGUCAAAAACUGAUGAGGACUAUGCACAAUGGUAACUUGGUAGGUUGUGUGCAAUUUCCAACUACAUGUGAUAUUAGGAUGAUGAUUGUCUUAUUUAUGGGAGAAAAGGGCUUCAUGGGUUUUGUCCCAAAUGACCAGGAUGGAUUUGUUGCCUCUAUGAGGCAGAUGGUGGAAAACUCUCGAAAAACAGGGAAGCAGCCUAAAAUGAUGGCGCAGCAACAGACGCCAACCCAAGCUCUUUCUCAGAACACAUUCAACACAGUCUACCAGCUACCACAAAUGUCUGGUGGGACAAUGAGUGCACCAAGAAAUGUGGGCCUAGCAACCUCAACAAAUACUACUACUCAGAAUAUUAUGAUGACACAGACUAAUACUUUAACCAUGGGUGGUGGAACAACCCAGCUAGGACCCCGCCCAACUUUGACUGUCCCUCCACAACCAGUUGCUCAACAACAACAACAGCAGCAGCAGCAACAACAACAACAACAGCAGCAGCAGCAGCAACAACAACAACAGAAUCAGCUACAACCCCAACAGAGUACAGAUCAGGCUGCUGCACUCACUGCUCAACAGCAAUUCUCAGCCUUGGAAGCCAAGCGUCAACAGAAUCUUAUGAUAAUCCAACAACUGAGACAAAACCUGGAAGCUGCUCAGCAAAAAGAGCGUCAGUAUAAAGCUGCUCAGGAGCAACAAGAACAACAUCAACGUCAGUCAGCUUUGCGACAAGUUGGAGUACAGCAAGCUCAGCAGACUGCUCUUAGACAGCAACUUCAUCAACAUCUUCAACAACAGCAGCAAUUCCAAAGGUUACAACAACAGAUAUCCCAAACAGGAACUAAUCCCCAGUUGCGACAUUUGUUACAACAGGUAUUUUUUGUUUUUGUAAUUAUAGAACUUUUACUGAAGUGUUUACCUGAAGUGAUGAAGGCUAUUUUCUUAUAUUUCUAUAGUACAAAUGUAGUGAAUCUUUACUCUUAAAUGCUAGUCAGAAAA